AUGGCAGAUUUAUUUGAAGAUUAUGACUACACUGAGCGAGAAACCCAGGAAAACCCUCCAAAUUCAUUCCAUUUUUCAGCAAUUCUUGCUUUAGCGCUAUUUGUGUCUUCAUAUACCUUAAGCGAUCCUGAUGGAAAAGCAGAAUACGCUUUACAAAAACAUUUUUUCCAAUCAACCGGGAUUUUAUUUAUAGGGAUUAUCGUUGGGAUGUACUCUUGGUGCAAAAUGAAAUCGAAAAUCGGGAUUUUGCCAAAUUUGUAUCACAGCACUUUGGUCCAGCCUAUAUGAAGAUUAGGGGAAACAGAAAAAAUUCGAUUUCGAAUGGCACCAGGUGUAGGGAAAUGUAUGAUAAGUGCAGGACUAAUGUUUAUAGCCCAUAGUUUAUAUUAAAAAAAUAAUGAAUAAAUCAUAAUUAAAAAUUAAAUAAAAUAGCUUAAUUAAUACUGAUAAAGCAUAAAUACCUUUGUGAGUUAUUAUGACAACGAUUUUUUGAUGCACGGCUCAAUUGAUUUUAUGAUAUAUCUUGUAGGGGUUUUCGUAUUGAUCAUCACAUUUUACAUUUACAAAUUUUCCUAUACACUUUCUCAGGUUUUUGGGGUUUCUUUAUCAGUAACCGGCAGUAUAUGAUUUUUCAUGACUUUAGACAUGGUUAAACAUUGGCAUUUAAUUAUUUUACAAAUUGUAUCAGUAAUUUGUUAUACUGUAAGCGUAAUUUUGCUUGUACUUGCAAGUAAAAAGGAAUUAGACACUCAUACAGCAGGGAUUAUUCAGUUAUUUAUGCAGGGUUUAUUGCAGCUGUUUUCUUUUGUGGUAUUUUAUUUAUUUUUAACAUCAGCAGCGAUAUCAGCUAGUGAAUUAAUUAUUGAAGUAAUUUGUGGAUGCCUUUUUGGAUUAGCGGUUUAUUUUAUGACUGAGUCUCUUAUGAAAGAUAGCCCUGGGAUUUCUAUAAAUAUUGUGCUAUUAAAAGGAAUUAUCUAUGGGUUCUUUAUUAGUGAAAGCUAUGGAGCUUAUAAUAUUAUCCCAUUUUCUACAUGUAUGGCUGGGCUAUUUUUUAUGGUUUUUGGUGAUUUUAUAUUCAACAAAUUUUCCUGCAGACUUAACCAAAGCUUAUUGAAGCAUAGAUCUUCUAUAACAACACCUUUAUUAAAAGAUAAUCUUUAA
Messenger RNA from Blepharisma stoltei, 1161 nucleotides. The record is from the annotation of a GenBank genome assembly. NCBI's taxonomy places the organism in Eukaryota, Ciliophora, Heterotrichea, Heterotrichida, Blepharismidae.